GCUGCUUGAACACUCUUUAACAAUGUGGCUUGAUAAUUUUUUGCUGAGUUUUGACCUCAAGGGGAUAUUCCUGUUUAUUUUUGUUUUCAUCCUAAUAGCAGACUUCCUCAAAAACAAGAACCCUCCAAAUUUUCCUCCAGGACCAUGGGGUCUUCCUUUUGUUGGAAAUUUCUUGAGUAUGGACAAAACACAUCCGGACAAAUAUUUUACCAAGCUGGCUGACAUCUAUGGGAAUGUGUUCAGCGUCCGCCUCGGCAGGGACAAGAUGGUGCUUCUGUCUGGAUACAAGAUGGUGAAAGAAGCCAUUGUAGCACAAGCCGAGAACUUUGUGGAUCGACCAUACAGCCCGAUCACAGACAGAUUUUACUCAGGAACCACAGAUGGACUGUUCAUGAGCAAUGGUGAAAUAUGGAAGAGACAGCGGCGCUUUGCUUUGUCUACCUUACGUACCUUUGGCCUGGGCAAAAACACCAUGGAGCAGAGUAUCUGUGAGGAGAUCCGACACCUGCAAGAGGAGAUAGAGAAGGAAAAAGGUGAACCAUUCAACCCAACAGAUCUCUUCAACAACGCUGUCUCAAACAUCAUUUGCCAGCUGGUGAUGGGGAAACGAUUUGAAUACAGCGACCACAAAUUCCAGACUAUGCUGAAGUAUCUGUCCGAAGUUCUGUAUCUGGAGGGCUCUGCAUGGGGUCAGCUGUAUGAGUCAUUCCCGAGAGUGAUGAAGCACUUGCCAGGUCCUCACAACAAAAUGUUCAGCUACUUCAACACACUCCGAGACUUCAUCAGCGAGGAGGUGAAGAGCCACAAGAAGGACCUGGACUACAACAAUCCCCGGGACUACAUUGACGCUUUCAUCAUUGAAAUGGAGAAUCACAAAGAGACUGAGCUGGGCUUCACUGAGACCAAUCUGGCCCUGUGUUCUCUGGAUCUGUUCCUGGCUGGAACUGAGACAACCUCCACCACUUUGCGGUGGGCUUUGGUUUUCCUCAUCAAAAACCCUGAAAUCCAGGGCAAAGUCCAGGCAGAGAUCGACAGAGUCAUCGGACAGACCCGCCAGCCCACCAUGGCUGACAGAGCGAACCUGCCCUACACUAAUGCUGUCAUCCACGAGAUCCAGAGGGUCGGAAACAUUAUUCCUCUCAGUGCACCCAGAAUGGCUGCCAAGGACACAACUCUGGGUGGUUACUUCAUACCCAAGGGUACGUCCGUAUUGCCCAACCUGACCUCUGUGCUGUUCGACAAGACUGAAUGGGAGACUCCAGACAGCUUCAACCCGGAACACUUCCUAGAUGCUGAGGGAAAGUUUGUGAAGAAAGAGGCUCUCCUGCCUUUCUCUGCAGGGAAACGUGUGUGUCUCGGAGAAGGCCUCGCCAAGAUGGAGCUGUUCCUGUUUCUUGUUGGUUUACUACAGAAGUUCUCUUUCUCUGUUCCUGAUGGAGUUGAGCUGAGUACAGAGGGAGUUACUGGAGCUACACAUGUACCACACCCCUUCAAGGUUUAUGCCAAGGCUCGCUGAACUAGGCAGCAUCUCACUCAACCAUUUUACAGCCAACUGAUGUGUAAUAGAUAAGAUUUAACGACGCGCUUUUGGAGAGAAAACCUUUUGGUGUCAACCUUUCACUGUUGUGUGAUCAGGACCUCAGGUUUAUUGUGUCUGCUUCUCCAUUUCGAAACAUUUUUAAAUCUCUCCAACCAAGUCCGGCUGCCUUUUGAUACAACCCUUCUUGGAUAACCAAGAUGACCUGAUGACUUGAGAAUCUUCAGAGACACUGUUUAUAAGAUAUUCUGUUUGUCCUUGAAUUUCUUCAUGACGACAGGAAUAAAGAUUUCAUAAAUAUACACUCUUCAACCUUACAAUCAAACUUUAAACUGUUAACUUUUCUCUACAAUAAUGAAGAUCAAUUAUGUCAUGUAUCAGCUAUUAGUUAAUGAAAUUAAAUGAUUCAUUGUUCACAAACAUUUCAACACAUUUGCUAAUGACUAAUAAAUGAUUCCUUGAUUUGGCUCACAAACCUCUAAAUCAUUGGUAAAAACACAACAUGACAUACAUUCACAGCGACUUCAUUCAUGGCUACUGAGUUACAAGCCACUGGAACUCACGGUAACACUUUAUAAUGAGUAUACACUAUGAAGCAUUACUUAAGCAUCACUAAAUACUGAGUUCAUCAUUUAUAAGGCUUGACUCCUCAGUAGUAUAGUUUAUAAUCACAGUUAUAAAUGAUUUACUCUUCAUUAAUAGGCUCAUCUAUAACAUGAUAAUUAUUUCAUUUUCAUACUUUAGAACUGGUGCAUUCUGCAUUUCUAAAUGAAGUAUUACAUCAGUUGCAAACCAGUAAUUUAGGAUUUGUCAGUGUUUUAUUAGAUCAUUUAGAAGGUGUACACAUUUACUGCUCAGACCUGUACUAAUGGUUAGUGAGCGAGUUAGUAGAUGUUUUAUAAAAACUUGCUAAUUUUAUUUCCAAUCCAUGUCCUAUAAACAGUUGUUACUGUAGGAAUUCAUGAUUUCAAGUGGAGGGCUGCAUUGGGAUUGGGUCCCACCCAACACAAAUCUCGCGGGAGCGGGUGGUUUGAAUUUUGCUGCGGGCGGGAACAGGCAGCUAAAAAAAAACACUGCGGGAGUGACAGGAUGAUGGAGUCAACAACUGAAAUCGAAAAAAAGCUAAAACAAGGUCUCUACCAGUGCGUCAAAGACACGCAGCCCAGGGUAACGAAUCGAACAUCCCCAUGAGUAUCUAUUAAUAGCCUAUAAAAUGACGUGUUUUCUCCGGGACAGGAGAAGACACAAAAUAAAUUCAUUUCUAUUAUUGUG
Molecule: messenger RNA, 2809 nt
Organism: Chelmon rostratus (copperband butterflyfish)
Lineage: Eukaryota; Metazoa; Chordata; Actinopteri; Chaetodontiformes; Chaetodontidae
Product: cytochrome P450 2J6-like
Exons: 9
Coding region: 23-1516 (497 amino acids)
Biological process (GO): xenobiotic metabolic process
Cellular component (GO): cytoplasm; intracellular membrane-bounded organelle
Molecular function (GO): iron ion binding; oxidoreductase activity, acting on paired donors, with incorporation or reduction of molecular oxygen, reduced flavin or flavoprotein as one donor, and incorporation of one atom of oxygen; heme binding
Source: RefSeq, a predicted model, not a curated record